Molecule: messenger RNA, 2108 nt
Organism: Oncorhynchus mykiss (rainbow trout)
Lineage: Eukaryota; Metazoa; Chordata; Actinopteri; Salmoniformes; Salmonidae
Source: RefSeq, a predicted model, not a curated record
AUACCAAUUAGUGGGGAAAAAAGAUCAGAAUUGCAGCCUAUUUUGGCCAGGUGGCCAUGUUGAUUAGAUAAUUGAUUACUGGUAGUUGCUUGUUUGUACCUCGUGCUCUGACGCAAACGCUGCCCCCCCCCCCCCCACGUUCUUCACUCAACUCCCAAAAUAUUGCUAUCCGUGGUUAGUAGCUAGCAAAAAGGCGGAGAAAGUGUGCGCGCCAAAGUGUUUUUGUUUACAAAUUCGCCAUGGCCCAAAUCAUUGAAGGUGACAGGCGCAGGUCGGGUCAGACUGGGAAAAGUCUAUGCCAAUGCCAGAGUCCCCAUGACAACGAUAAUGUGGUCAUGCACGACCCUGAAUGCAACGCCAUACUGGAACUAGAUUCUUCAGAAUCGUCUGAGGAAUCUUCAGAAGAAGAAAUUGUGAAGUGUUCUACAGAACCGGAGGUUGUAGGCCCAGCCAUGGAGCUGGAAAGGAGGUGUGAGGAGAUGAGGAGGCGAAAUGAGGCUUUGCUGAAAAGGUUCAAAGAAGUUGAGGAGGACAGGAGAAGGGCUGAGCGUAGGGGGGCAGCCCUGCUGCCCAAAAGCACCAAACUGGUCAAAACCAGUUAUUCAGCUCAUACCACUGAUGUGUCGGACCAGUGGGAGAGCCUCACCAUCACCGUAAUGAACCAGGUGCCAACCCAGGACACCCGUUUGGUGGCAAGGCGGUCUAAUGGAGGCAGAAGGCAGCCCAAAUCACGGAGGUUGGAGGACCGCCUGGAAAAGAGAUGUGGGGACGAGAAAAACAUUUUGGAGGAAAGGCAACUGAUAAUCUGCACUAUAGACAACGGUGAGGAUGCAGGAGACUACUGCACUGACCACAGUGGCAGCACAUCGGACGUAGAGAGGCGAGAGUACCUACGCUGGAAGAGACGCAACCGCUCGCUUGUGGAACUGCUCGACCAACACCAGGACAAUCUGGCAGUACACCUACAGAGCAGCAGGGAGCAGAUGGAACUGCUCGACCAGGACGACCUGGCAGUACACCUCCAGAGCAGCAGGGAGCAGAUGGAACUGCUCGACCAGGACGACCUGGCAGUACACCUCCAGAGCAGCAGGGAGCAGCGUAAGAAGGCCUGUUAGCUGGACGAUUACACAAUUCUCAUUUUCUUGUUCGGUCAACCACUGUUUGUAUUUGUGCAUGUUUACUGGUGUAUUGCACUUUAUUUCUUGAUAUUUUCACUGUGAAUGUUACAUUUUUAUGUACUUUAUAAAUGAGCAACCACAAGCUUUGUUCUUCUUUCCUCACACUUUCUCUGACAGAGUAGAGGGGAGAAUAAAGUUAACACUCAAUGUACUUGACUUCUCUAAAUUCUUAUUCUAGCAUGAUGCCCAGAGGAGAUGUACCACCAUGGUCCUUUUUUAAAAGUUGUCUUUACUCUGGGUUUUAUAUCCAAACCGUAACUUCGUUUGUACACUGAUAUGGUUCUGUUUAUGUGUAAUGAAGUGUUCCCUGAAUUCUCCUGUUCUAAAUUUUAUUUUUGUCUGCGUAGCUGAUGUGCAAUUUGAUACAGGGAGGAGACUUCCUGAAUGUGUUCCAAUAUAAAUGUUUUUUUUUGUUCUGUUUGCUUCCAUUUUGGUUCUUAAAUGGUUUACAAAAAGAAUACUCAGCUGGAGAACAACUACUGAAGUUACCAACUGUCAUGUUGGGUACAAUAUAUGCCAUUGACCCAUUUUUGAUUGAAACCUCUUAAGGUAAAAUUUAAUUGGUGUAGUGGAAGCAAUUUAGUGGUCCUCGUUACGACAGAGAGAGAGAGAGAGAGAGUGGCUGUUCCGAUGUCGUUUGACCAGAUCAACGGGGCCUGCGUCACUAGAUACGUUUGACACAAAUCCCAAGUCAUUGUAUCUAUAUUAGCAUUUUUCACACAUCCCCAGGGAAACGACCAAAGCAUGAAUUUCUGUUUUAUCUGACUGCUUACAGGGUAAGAAAACAAAGUUAUUUGGGAGAACUAUACCAUUAAUGGAUCUGGGUGGAUAGGUACUGUAGACAAUUGUCAGAUAUUGUAUUGACACGUUGAUUUGUAUAUGCCAUCUCUGGUUAAUGGUUCUCAAUUAAAAUGAUUUGAACACCAAACU